ACCCCUGAUUACUCCCAUCUGUCUGGCCCGUUUCUUGUGAGCUUUCUCGUGCUUCGCAGUGCUGCACUUUUUCUUUCCUUUUCCAGAAGCAUUACCUGCUUUAUUUGCUUGCUCGCAGAAACAUGUACGUGUGGCUGACUUUCCUCGUGGCUGGACUGAGUGCGCUGCCCGCUCUGCUCUGGACACUGUGUCCGUACUUCACUCAGGACUGCGCCUACAUGCUGAAGGCUGCGCUCUUCGGACUGCGCCUGGAGCGCUAUAAGAGGAGAGCUCGCUUCUACAGCAUUCUCGACUGUUUUCUGGAUGCCGUGACCAAACAUCCACACAAGCCGUUUGUCCACUUCAUGGGAGAGACGCACUCGUACUCGGACGUGGACAGAAAGAGUAACAAAGUGGCUCGUGCGCUGCAGAAGGUGGCUGGACUGAAGGAGGGUGACACUGUGGCCUUGUUCUUGGGCAAUGAACCUUGUUUUAUCUGGAUCUGGCUCGGGCUGGCUAAACUCGGUUGCUCUACAGCUUUACUCAACUUUAACAUCAGAUCCAAAUCUCUUCUGCACUGUUUCUCCUGCUGUGGUGCAAAAGUGCUUAUUGUAGACGAAGAGCUCUGCAGCGCUGUUGAAGAAAUUCUGCCUGCUUUGAAAGAGAAGCGCAUCAGCGUGUACGUGCUCUCUGAUGCACGCAGCACCGAUGGCAUUCAGAGCAUCUCUCAGGCCAUCGCACAGGCACCUGAUGAAGCGAUGUCUCCAUCACUCAGGGCUAACGUUACACACUGCAGCACAGCGAUGUAUAUCUACACAUCUGGAACCACCGGUUUGCCUAAAGCAGCCACGGUGACGCAUGAGAAAAUUUGGGCUGCUUCGUUCAUCCAGGGCGUUUCUGGAGUCACGUCUGAAGACGUAUUUUAUAUUAACCUGCCUUUAUACCACGGCGCUGGCUUCCUCGUCGGAUUCACCGGCUGUAUCGAGAGAGGGAAUUCUUUUGUUCUGCAGAGAAAAUUUUCUGCCUCUCAGUUCUGGGACAACUGCAGGAAGUAUAAUGUUACAGUGAUGCAGUACAUCGGAGAAACAAUGCGUUACCUCUGCAAUACACCAAAGAGAGAUAAUGACCGAGACCACAGUGUGAAGAUCGCCAUCGGUAACGGAGUACGAGCCGACGUGUGGAGAGAAUUUUUGAAUCGCUUUGGGAACAUUUACGUCAGAGAGCUCUACGCUGCCACCGAGGGAAACGUUGGCUUUAUUAACUACACCACAAAGGUUGGAGUGGUGGGCCGGGUUAACUACCUCCACAAGAAAUUCUUCCCGUACUCCCUGAUCAAUUUCGACGUUGAGAAAGAGGAGCCCGUGAGGAAUGCAGAGGGAUUCUGUGUGCCAGCAGCUCCAGGUGAGCCUGGACUGCUGAUUGGGAAAAUCACCGUCAAGUCUCCGUUUGUUGGUUACGCUGGAAACAAGCAGCAGACGGAAAAGAAAAGACUCCGAGACGUGUUUGUGAAAGGAGAUCUCUAUUUCAACAGUGGCGACUUGCUGAAAAUCGACAAGGAAAACUUUGUCUAUUUUCAUGAUCGGGUUGGAGACACGUUCAGAUGGAAAGGUGAAAAUGUAGCCACGACUGAAGUAGCAGAUAUUCUCAUGAUGGUGGACUGCAUUGAGGAAGCAAACGUCUACGGAGUCGCAGUCAAAGGGCAUGAAGGAAGGAUUGGAAUGGCGGCUAUCGUGUUAAAAGAAGGGAAGGAGUUCGAUGGCACGGACAUGUAUAGGGUUGUAGCUAACCAUCUCCCAGUUUACGCCAGCCCCCGUUUCAUUCGCGUUCAGAGCUCUUUAGAACUCACAGGAACUUUCAAGAUGAAAAAGGUGAAGCUGGUGGAGGAGGGCUUUGAUCCGGCGCUCAUUCGCGACCCGCUCUACUUCCUUGAUCUAGCUGAAAAGAAAUACAUUGCCCUCACGCAAGAAAUUUAUAAUUCAGUGAUUGCAGGAGACAUUAAGCUAUAAGUCUGGAGACGAGAUAUACGAGUAUGCUUUAAAGAUGGAAGGCUGUUUUGUGGAAAACUAUAUAAGUGAAUGGUUAACUAGUUACAGACUAAUCUCAGGGAGAAUCCUGGUUUGUCAGUUUUCAAUAUCUAUGGACUAAUUUAGUUAACAAACUUUUGCUGUGAUGAUUAAUAAAAUGUAGCAUGUUUAAUAGGAUUUUAUAUUUUAUAAGAAAUAAAUGUUCUUCCAUCACUCUUAAA
This is a messenger RNA of Hemibagrus wyckioides, 2224 nucleotides long. Its product is annotated as hsFATP2a_ACSVL_like domain-containing protein. Lineage: Eukaryota; Metazoa; Chordata; Actinopteri; Siluriformes; Bagridae. Gene Ontology annotation, molecular function: long-chain fatty acid transmembrane transporter activity; long-chain fatty acid-CoA ligase activity. The record is from RefSeq and is a predicted model, not a curated record. The coding region runs from base 123 to 1985 and encodes 620 amino acids. The transcript has 10 exons.